GCUGCCAGAAUCAUUCAACGGAGUGGUCAGCUGCGAAUUUCUAAAAAAAACAUUAAACUAAAUUUGUUUGAAGCUAAGUUAAUUGUUAAACUGCACAAGCUUCAUCGACACAUUUUAAAGUUUAAUAAAUAAAUAAAUAAUCCAGUGAUAAAGAGCAAGUUCCCACAAUAGUUCAUUUGGUCACAUAUUUAAUUUUGAAUUGUUGAUUUCCUAACUAUAAACUACUCGACCAAGUCUUGACUGAAAAUUCAAAAUACAUUCAACCAAAGCAAUAAGUUUUGAGAAAUUACAGCUCUAGCUUCCACCCCACACAUGUCAAAUUCAACCAGACGUUGACUUUGACUUCAAUAAGAUCGAAAUUUGGCUUGACAACAACUAUAUUCUACUCGUUCUUCCGUUCAGCCGAACCCACCCUGAGGAUUGAAUUAAUUCUCUUCUGUUGCCUGUGUGAAUUGAUAUUGACGGGACAGGGAACAAAUAAACACUUCAUCUUCCUCCACUACCACCAAAUCAAGAAGAUCGUCAUCGAGGGCCGCCCUCUUCGCCAAACGUACACAAUUAUUAUUAAAACCAAUUUUAAUCAUUAUAUAUACAUGAACGCCAGCAAAUUAUUGGAGACGCUGUUGCUCCUAUGCUGAGGCGGCUCAGUAUUCUUCGAUAAAGUAAAUACAAGUUUAAUUUUUAUCCCCAAUCAAUGAAACAAGCUAAUAAUUAAAGGAAAAACAGGAUCCACCAACCAGGAAACAACCAAAUCCCAAUAAUAUUCCAAUUCAAACUAUACAUUUACUAAAUUUGCCGUACGAUUUCCCCUCUCCGCAGCUUUAGUUCCACCUUCUUCUACCAAUGGACUGAUUAAUGGAUUAAUUAAUUGGAUUAACUUGAAGUUCUGCAAAAAAAAACAAGCUGAAAAUGAGUGUGAUCAUUCGACUACAAAAUCUGCCACUUUCUGCUAUCUCGAUUGAUAUUCGAAAUUUCUUCCAUGGAUUGUCGAUCCCGGAUGGUGGAGUGCACAUAUGUGGCGGUGCAGAAGGAGACGCCUUCAUUGCAUUUUCAACAGACGAAGAUGCCAGGCAAGCGAUGCAGCUCUCGGGCGAAAAACUCAAAGAUUCGACCGUUCGACUUUCUCUCAGCUCGAAACACGAAAUGUUCAAGAUCAUCGAGCAAGCUAGAGUAGCUGCUAAUCCCGAACAAGCUCAACCAAUGGACACACCCUUUGCAAAUCGGUCGGGCAUAACUUUGCCAUCACCACGUCCGAGUAGUCCACCAGCUAGGUCAGCAGCAGUAUCCCAGCAAAAUGUUGUGAACCCUUCCAACAUGCCAAACUUUGGUACUCUCGCCGGAAUGGGAAUGCUAAGUGGAGGAAUAGGAAUGACGGGAGCAAACUUUAUUGGGCAGAAUCCAACAGGGAUGGUUCCACCAUCAUCAAUGACUACUGGCAGUGGCAUGAAUAAUAAUGUCCAACAACAGCAGCAACAACACCCGUUUUCGAUGGGAAUUGGUUCAAAUACUCUUCAUCAUUCUCACAUGUCAAGCUCCAUGGGGUCGAGUGAACAUCAUUCCCAACAAGUGGGUGGUUCAAUGUCGAUGAUACCAGCCACCAACAACCCUAACCCAUUCGGAGUGCCACCUCCUCCACUGGCUGCUGGGUUAGGGAUGACUUUCCCACAUCAUUUAAUGCAAACUGCUGUUUCAUCGUCUCAGGGAAUGUCAACAAUGAAUCAAAACCAAGCGGUUGCUGCCAUGAUGGGAAUGGGCGUUCCUCCACCUAAUAUGAUUAAUGUGACGUCCACUUUGCAAGGGUCCAACGCCUUUUCGUCUCCGAGAACAAUGAAUCAAAUGAACCACCAUCCCGGCCUCAGCAACCAGCAAAUGGGUCUCUUGGACAAUAAUAAUCAAAUAAACCUUACGGGAACUAAUCUCACAAAUCUUCCAGGAAGUAAUAACCAAAUGAAUCUUCCAACAAAUAAUAAUCAAAUGCAUCUUCAGACAAAUAAUCAAAUGCAUCUUCAGACAAAUAAUCAAAUGAAUCAUCUUGUUGCCCAGAAUCCAAACCAAAUAUCUGGAAAUAAUAAUCAAUUGAAUCAUCUUGUCGCUCAUAAUCCAAACCAAUUAUCUGGAGCUAAUAACCAAAUGAACCAUCUUGUCGCUCAUAAUCCUAACCAACUAUCCGGAAAUAAUAAUCAAAUGCAUCCUAAUUUACUACAUCAAAAUAUAAUGCGACCAAAUAGUUUUCCAGGAAUGAAUCCGGCGUUUAUGGUUGGUGGCAAUGCUGGCAAUGGUGGAGUUGUGGGCAACAUUAUGCCUCCACGCCAAAACGGUUCCCUAAUUCAGUCUGUUCCUCCAAUGCGAGGAAGAAACCCGAAUUCUGCAGUGGGUCAGCGUCCCGUUGCUUCAGUGAGACCUGAUUUUAAUCGAGAUAUGAGUGCGCGCAGUCGUUCACCGUCCGAAAGACGCGAUAGAGAUAGAGAUGGCUUCAGGAAGGAUCCAGACAGGCGGAGGAGAAGUCGCAGUCGAGACCGUGAUCGGAAUAAUGACCGACGUCGGCGUUCAAGAAGUCGAUCUCAAAGUCCGAAAGGGAGAUUUUCUUCCAACCGUCGAGAUUCUCGAGAAAAGGAUUCGGAUAAAAUCCGUGUAAGUGGUAGAAGGGAUUCGAGAGAUGCCCCUGACCCUCCUGCCACACCGUACAACACCACUGAUGAGCAUCAUGCUGCCGUGAAAUUGACUGGAGUUCCUUCGGACGCUUCAUUCAGAGAGAUCAAGGAUUUUUUACGAGUUGACAUAAUGGGAGGUGGAGACGGGGCUGUUAGAUUGUAUGAGGAAUGCAUUUCUUAUAUUAAACUAGAAAGACCGUCCGACUUUCCAAAAGCAUUCCGUUCAAAUGGAAGAAGAAUAAGAAGUUCUGUAAUUUCGAUGGAACCCAUAUCAAUUGAGCGGUGGGUGGACGAGUACAAGCUGAACAAAAGUCGGAUGGACCGCGACGUUGACGUGAGUAAGAGGGAACGAGAACGAGGUCGAGACAGACAACACCAUAAAGAUAGAGACGACAGAAGUUCAACGGAAAGACCUGAAAGACAGUCAAGACCAAGCCGUUUCAAUAAUGCUCCUCAGUCGUCCUGCAUCGUGAUUAGGAACCUUCCACCCACGGUUACACGUAGCGACGUUGCAUCUCGUCUUUUAAUUGGUGUUGUUUUGGUGGAUGUUAACGUGUCUGCUGGACCCACAGCCAAUGGUCGGCACACUGCAAUCGCACAUAUCAAAUUGGAGUCACCGCUAGCCGCACAACAAGCGAUUGACCAAAUCGUUAGAUCUCAAGACGGAAGCCAUUUGGUUGUGGAAAUCAGUACAAAUGAAGAGUUUAAUAUGGCAAAGAUGAGAACAGGAGCUGGGCCAGGGCGAACAAACGAGUCUGAUAAUGCUUUUAAAUUUGCUAAUAAUUUGCAACAAGACACCAAGACCUCAAUUUUUGAUUUAGAAUCUGGACUGGAUGACGAAAGUUGUUCGGUUAUGCUGAAAGGUGCACCAUCCAAUGUUUCAGAGCGCGACGUAUUUGACUUUUUCUCUGAUAUUGGUCUGAUGCCGAUGAACGUAAAAAUCAUGUAUGACACUGACGGAAGCUGCAAUGGACAAGUAGUCUGUGAAUUUCCUGACCCGCAUAAGGCUCGCAGAGCUACGACAAAGGAUGGAAUGAUGUUUGGGCGUGGCCUGAUGCAAGUCGAGUUACUACCUUCUGGACGGAAAAGAAUGCCAGAUCUAAUGCACCAUCACAUUCAGGGAAAAACUCCAUUUAGACCAUCUUUGCUAGGACCUCGACCCGGUGGCGGCGAUGGUCCCAGUCCUGCAGGAGGACGAUAUGGAGGAGGUGGUCCUGCAGGUCCUAAUCCAUUUGUCCAGGCAUUGCAGGGUGGACCCAGGGGUCGAGGAGGUGGACGCGGGUUCAAUACACGAUUUGGGGGUCCACCUAGACACCACGGCCUUGGGGAACCUAAUAAUGGAGCGGUGGAUCGAGAUGACAGAUUAGGAGGAAGUGGACGAGGAAGGGCCAAAGGAGGAGGAGGUCGGCCACUUUCCAAUGUAGAUCAAGAGUCUAGUGAUGAUACAACUGUACCGGCUACUGGAUUUGGAAAGCAAGGUUGCGUUUUAUCAUUGGAAAAUGUCCCUUAUGCCGCUUCAAUGGAUGAUAUAUUGCAUCAUCUAGAACUCUCGCCCACUUAUUACAGAGAUAAGAUUAUCCGGCGCUUUGAUGAAUCCGAUUAUCCCACUGGAGAUGCGCGUGUGGCCUUUGACACUCCAGCCGAGGCAAAACUUGCCCAUGACCGACUGGUAGGAACCAAAAUGUGGAACCGUUUGAUUAGUUACACUAUAGUAUAGCUUUCAAUUUCGAAACUUGGGUAAUUAUUUGUAUCGACAUAAGUCUUACAAACUUUUAUAUUACAUACGUUGUACGCAAUUUUCUGUGCAUAUGUAGAAAUUUUAAUAUUUUCUGUGUAAAUUAUAUAUCCAUUAUUAAACUUUAUAAAUAAAAAAUACUACGGAAUUUAUUAAGUGACAUAAUUUAUACAUAAAAAAAGUCAAAUUUCUUGAUGAAACUGAUUAAAUAUGGCAAAUGCAACGUCUUAAAUUACUUGAAAGUAUAUGUAUGCAAGUUGAAAUUCGAUAAAAAUUAUAGAAUUUUUAAAUGCUGGGCAUGAAUGUUUUUUCAUACUAUGUAUUUAUUAGUUUUAUGCGAGACAAAGCUAGCCCGAUAACAUGGAAUAAAUAGAACCUGUUGAUUUAAUAUGAUAUACAACAUUCAUUCGUUAGUCUGUUAUUUGGUAUAAAGUUGUGCUCAUAAUAACUGUGCUUAUGUAUAUAAAGUCAUAUAACUUGAUACAUGUGGAUUCAAACAAUAAAUGAAGAAAACCUCAA
Folsomia candida is the source of this 4905-nucleotide messenger RNA. RefSeq lists its product as uncharacterized. Lineage: Eukaryota; Metazoa; Arthropoda; Collembola; Entomobryomorpha; Isotomidae. Gene Ontology annotation, cellular component: nucleoplasm; ribonucleoprotein complex. Gene Ontology annotation, molecular function: RNA binding. The record is from RefSeq and is a predicted model, not a curated record. Gene Ontology annotation, biological process: regulation of RNA splicing. Bases 910 to 4368 code for a protein of 1152 amino acids. The transcript is spliced from 14 exons.